Molecule: messenger RNA, 738 nt
Organism: Parnassius apollo (apollo)
Lineage: Eukaryota; Metazoa; Arthropoda; Insecta; Lepidoptera; Papilionidae
Source: the annotation of a GenBank genome assembly
AUGAACUCCGAUGCAGUCGUUAGUGAUAAACAUUAUAAUAAUUUACAUUUUUUUAUUGGUCUGGGACUGGCGACAUCGUCCAGUAUAUUUAUAGGUUCUAGUUUUAUAAUUAAAAAAAUAGCCUUAAAAAAACUUAAUGAUCUAGGCAAUUUAAGAGCUUCGGCUGGAGGGUACGGAUAUCUUAAGCAAUGGAUGUGGUGGUUGGGACUACUUACAAUGGUUGUUGGAGAAGGUGCAAAUCUCUUAGCUUAUGCAUUUGCACCUGCUGCUUUGGUAACACCAUUGGGUGCUUUGAGUGUGCUCGUGGCAGCUGUGCUAUCUUCUAAAUUUCUUAAUGAAAAACUAAAUUUUAUUGGAAAGAUUGGAUGUUUCUUGUGUAUCAUUGGUUCUGUUAUUUUUGUGAUACAUUCACCUAAAACAGAAGAAAUUCAAGAGUUUUCAGAGCUCCAGAAUAAAAUAUUUGAUUUUUUAUUCAUUUCUUAUGUUUUAACUAUUUUUGUUAUGACUCUAAUAAUAAAAAUUGUGUUUGUACCUAGGUUUGGUAAUACUAAUGUUGUUGUAUACUUGUUAAUAUGCUCUGCUAUUGGAAGUUUAACUGUUGUAUUUUGCAAAGGAGUAGCUUUGGGUAUUAAAGAAACUGUUGAGGGAGGUGAAGUUAUUCAAGAUAGAAAAUUGACUAAUCCAGUUCUUUCAAUUAAAAAUUGGUACCUGUCUGGCUUUCUUAACAACAGACAAUAA